AUGGAACACGCACCAUCUCUGCAGAGGAACAAGAUUCUUCGAGUUCUCUUCAUCUCCCUGUUGUUGGACUUGAUCUCGUUCACCUUCAUCCUACCGCUAUUCCCCUCGCUGCUCACUUUCUACCGCAAUCUCGAAGCGCACCCUCAGAGCACUUUGAACAACAUCCUGCACUAUCUCAACGCGUACAAACAAUCUUUCGCCGUUCCCAUUAAUGAGAAAUACGACAUAAUCCUCCUCGGCGGCGCAUUGGGCUCGCUGUUCUCUCUCCUCCAAGCCAUCGCAUCCCCCAUCAUCGGCCGUGCUUCAGACAAAUAUGGCCGCCGCACAGCUCUCCUCUGUAGUAUGGCUGGUAAUAUCGCCUCCGUGGCACUGUGGUGCGUGGCCGUCGAUUUCCGCACCUUCCUCCUGUCUCGAAUCGUCGGCGGUCUCAGCGAAGGAAACGUACAGCUUGCAACGGCGAUUGCAACAGAUAUCAGCACUCCGGAACAGCGGGGUUCGACGAUGGCGCUGGUGGGUGCAUGCUUCAGCGUCGCCUUCACAUUCGGACCGGCCCUCGGGGCUGGACUUGCGAGUAUAACGACCGUCGCAGCGAACCCGUUCGCAACGGCAGCCGGGUUUAGCUUGCUUCUCAUCAUCGUAGAGACGGUAUACUUAUACUAUGCACUACCGGAGACGAGGCCCGUGGCGCAGAAACCACAGGCCCCAUCCACGAAUCCCAAAGGCAAGCAGGAGGGAGACGUCCCAGCCAAGUUCAAACACACAAACAACCCUGCGAUUCUGAACGCCAUCCAUUUCCUCUUCCUCCUCCCCUUUUCGGGACUCGAAUUCUCGUUGCCGUUCCUGAUCACAUCGGUACUGUACCCGAGUCACCCGUCGCCGUCGAAACUGAAUGGUCGACUACUGGGUUUCGUCGGUCUCGUUGCAUCUCUGCUCCAAGGAUCCGUUGUCCGGCGAUUACCGCCCUUGACCGUGGUGCGCCUGGGCGUGGUCUCGUGCACACUGGCAUUUUUCAUGCUUGCGCGCGUACGAGAUACAAGUGGCUUGUACGCCGCAGGUGCACUGCUGGCUGUCACUUCGGCGACAGUCGUGACGGGGUUGAAUAGCCUGGGAAGUUUCGAGGCAAGGGAAGGAAACCGUGGACAGGUGCUGGGUUCGCUACGAAGUUGGGGUCAGUUUGGAAGGGCCCUGGGUCCGGUCGUAUUUUGUACCUUGUUCUGGUGGGUCGGACGCGAAACGGCUUAUAUCGUGGGCGGGUGUUGCAUGUUGGGAGUGACGACGGCUUUGUUUGCGCUUUUGGAGGCGCCAAAGAUCGAAAAGAAGUGA
Molecule: messenger RNA, 1323 nt
Organism: Exophiala spinifera
Lineage: Eukaryota; Fungi; Ascomycota; Eurotiomycetes; Chaetothyriales; Herpotrichiellaceae
Exons: 2
Coding region: 1-1323 (440 amino acids)
Biological process (GO): transmembrane transport
Cellular component (GO): brush border membrane
Molecular function (GO): transmembrane transporter activity
Source: RefSeq, a predicted model, not a curated record